Laetiporus sulphureus 93-53 is the source of this 1025-nucleotide messenger RNA. RefSeq lists its product as uncharacterized. Bases 210 to 737 code for a protein of 175 amino acids. The record is from RefSeq and is a predicted model, not a curated record. NCBI's taxonomy places the organism in Eukaryota, Fungi, Basidiomycota, Agaricomycetes, Polyporales, Laetiporaceae. The transcript is spliced from 2 exons.
ACAGGCUGGGUGUUACUCACCAGAAGCCUCGACAUUACGUUCGCCGCCGCUCGGGUGCUCUAAUUUCGGAAGUUAACCGCGACAGUCCAGCACGCCUGAGCACAUCAUCUCAGGAAUGCUUGAACGCAAUGAAGAACGCAACGAAGAUUGCACUAUCGGCUCUGAAACCUGCCCAAUGACAGCUCUUCUCAUUUUCCUGUCUCCGACGAAUGCUUCUAUCUGUCUUCGCACAGAUCGCAAGUUCGCUGCAUCGCGCCCGUUUUAAAAUUAUGUCCUGGCGCGGGACAUAUAUCUGUCGGUGGCGGAUCUAUCGCGACGAAGGCCUGCUCGUGUUGUACGAAUUUCCUUUCGUUGCAUGCCUGGCCUACCACGCUCCCACCCGCCCAUCUGCUUCGUUCGGGCACUGCACGCCCCCGGGUCUGUUCGCAGGAGCCCAAGCUCCAGACCCUCCUUCGACGCGCGCGAGGCAGCCUACUCAUCCGCAGCUGUAUUCAUCUCCGCAGUUGUUCCGAGCGAGCUGUUCUAUCUGCAUCCUUGACGGCAUGGUGGUAUGUAGAAUGCCGAUCGCUGCCCUCGUCUGCAGGCGUACGUUUCAAGCGUCCCGGGGAUCUCAUCUCGAGCAAUUGUCGGCCCCGAGUCGUGCAAGAGCCCUUCUCCCGCUGGCUUCGCUGGCCUGGGCUGGACGACGGUCUCCUCGAUCUCUGGGUAUCAUUGGCCUACGAAUGCCUCUGGCAUGACAUCACUUCUUCGUGGCUCCCGAUGCUGAUCCCAACAGACACAUUGAGCAGUGACGCUGGCUCUGCGGCAAUUCGACGCCUCGAUGAGCGCGCUGAUUCGCCGGGCUGCCCUAUCUGGCCCCGAGGUUCCCGCCAAGAUAUGCCCGAGACUGUGGCGGGAAGCUUCUGCUCCUUGUACCGUCAGGGUACCUGAAGUCCCAACAAUCUCGGAUGUUUGAGAACUGCGACCGUUUCGAUUUUCGAAAUCUUCGCUCCCCAUUUUAUAUUGGUCACGACUGCGUUUUGCUA